This is a messenger RNA of Dipodomys spectabilis (banner-tailed kangaroo rat), 1833 nucleotides long. Its product is annotated as translation initiation factor IF-2-like. Bases 1 to 1833 code for a protein of 610 amino acids. The record is from RefSeq and is a predicted model, not a curated record. The transcript is spliced from 8 exons. NCBI's taxonomy places the organism in Eukaryota, Metazoa, Chordata, Mammalia, Rodentia, Heteromyidae.
AUGACUGCAGUGUACCAGCUUCACCGCGGAGCUGCAAGCAAGUGCCAACGGGCAGGGCUCUGGCUGGCCUCCGGGGGUGGCCGCAGAGCUGAUAGGGGCCGAGCGCCUCUGCCCUCAGGCUGUGCUGGCUGCAGUCCCAGUGCCCACGAGGAGGGGCUGCCACCGAGGGCAGCGGUGACUCCACCUCGGCCACACGGUGCCACCGGGACCCGCGCAAAGGCCCGCCCCGGGCAUGGGCGGAGGGCCGGCCCGGCCUUGUUCUGCCAGAGCCGGCUUGAGGCCACGGGGCCCCCACGGCUGCCCUGUGGGGACCCUGAGGCCCAGCCGGCUGGAGGCCCCAGCGUGGUGCCGCGCCAGGUCGGUGGGGCCGGCCACAGCGGGGCCCCUGCCCCCGGGGGAGCCCACGUGGCCAGUGCCCAGGGCUGUGCCGGCCCUGGGCGGCGCCCUGUCCCACGCGCAUCCUCAGACCUCCGGGCGCCCCGGCCACUGGCGGGACUGGAAACUCCACCGCGGCCGCCAGAAGGCGGUGUGUGGGACGUGGGGCGCUUGGCCAGCCGGCCUGGCCCCGCUGCGCCCAUGGGGCCCGCACCCCCCACUCCGUGCCCACGGGCCUGCGUCCCCCGCCUCGCACCCACGGGCCUGCGUCCCCCACUCCGCUCCCACGGGGCACAUGCCCCCCACUCCGCGCCCACGGGGCACAUGCCCCCCACUCCGCGCCCACGGGCCCGCGCCCCCCGCCUCGCCGCAUCUGCAGGAGCUCUGCUGUCCCCCCGCUCGCCGCGCUGCGCCCAGGGGCCCGCUGGCUCGGGCUCGGUACCGCAGCCGUGGAUCCCGGGGCUUGCUAGGCGCCUGGUCUCCACACCUGGCCGGUCGGCGCAGUCGGGGCAGAUGGCGGCCUGCGCGCUCCGCCCGGCUCCCUGUGUGCGGCCAGGCGCACGACGGCACGCGUGUUGUGGGAUACCAGCGUGGGCAUUACGGGAUGUCGGCGUGGGCAUUACGGGACAUCGGCGUGGGCAUUACGGGACGUCGGUUCUCCGUGCCCCACACAGGGCCCAGAGUGGCUCCACACCCCUUCUGAGGGGCGUGGGGGGCUUGGUCACCAGGGGCCCCCUGGGGAAGCGCCCGUGGAGAGGCGCUAAGCCCGGGCCAGGAGGGGCUGGUCUGGACAAGCCGCCUGGCGUUCUCCUUCGGGAAGCUGCCGCGUUUGCUGGCUGGACUCAGGGAGCCCCGGCUGCUGAGGCCUCCUACGGCACCCAGGCCUCCUCCUUGGAGGUCAGGUUACCUGACCUGCCCUCUCCUGACCUAGGAGACCUGAGUCCUGUGUCGUCCAAGGCCUCCCAGGUGUCCUCCCGAGGUCGAGAAGCCCUCCCUGCAUGCUGGGUGCUGCUGCUGCUGCCCGGGGCUGGGGGGCGGGAGCUGGUGCCAGAGAGCCCUGGACGCCGCCGUCGGCAGCAGCGGAGGCAGCAAAGGGAGCGCCUGGCCCGCGUGAUGAGCAGCGACACCCUCAGCCCUUUAGUUAACCAGGACCUGGGGACCACUUCCUCUGUUUGCUCUGCAGCCAAUAACAAAACCAUGAAAAAUCUGCUGCACCCGGAAUGGCUCUGCUUCCUCUGGAAACGCCAGCCUCCCGCUGGCCGGCCGCGUUGGCUGGAAGGGGGCCACGCGAGCAAGCCGUCCCGUGCCGCCCGGCCCCGUCAGACCCCACUGAGCCCCGAGCCCACGUCCCGUCCCACGCACGGUGCACGCAAUGCCACCUGCAGGAGCCAGGGCGAGGUCCUCCUGGAAGGCUGGGCAGAGCGAGGUGCUCCCAUGGCCUGCCGCGUGGCCACCUAG